Sporothrix schenckii 1099-18 is the source of this 279-nucleotide messenger RNA. RefSeq lists its product as uncharacterized. The record is from RefSeq and is a predicted model, not a curated record. The transcript has 4 exons. NCBI's taxonomy places the organism in Eukaryota, Fungi, Ascomycota, Sordariomycetes, Ophiostomatales, Ophiostomataceae. Bases 1 to 279 code for a protein of 92 amino acids.
AUGGGUGGCGGACCGAAGAUUCCAUACCCCAAGCACGUCUGGUCGCCAGCGGGCGGCUGGUACGGCCAACCCAACAACUGGAAGAAGAACACGGCCAUCGCCGGCCUGACCAUCUUCGGCAUCAUUGCCAUUGUGUGGAAGAUCGACUCGGAGCUGGAGUACCGUCACAAGAUGCCCGAGCCAGGGCGCUUCUUCCCGAGCAGAUAUUGGAGCAGGCAGAUCAUCGAGUACGAAAAGGAGCAAAAGGCCAAGGGAGAGGGUGCGGCAGAGAGCAAGUAG